UUCGCAAACCCCACCACAUGAACAACGGCACAUCAGGAUAUGGCUCUAGCAGACUCGGAGGCAUCGCUUUUGGAGGAAGGGGUCAUCUUCCUAGAAGACCCAGGAGUCGGAACUAGAGUCUACGAAUUCAACCAGAAGCGGUUCCCUUUUCAGACAGAAGAGGGUCUCGAUUUUUGUCGAAUGAGUACCCUUGAGGACAAGCGUAUUCGAGACAUAGUAGAAUCGGUUUUUGAGCGCUCAAAGUUGGGCUUACUGAAAGUCUUUGGCGCAAGACAGGAUAUCGUCUUCACUUUCUUAAGCAACCCUUCGAACGAGUCGAGUGAAGCAAUCGACGAGAUGAACAAGGGAAAAGAUAAAGUGAAGGCCCUUAUUGUCCAACUACUUCCCAGAAACUCCACUAUGGUUUUCUAUAAGCGCUCGCAUUUGCAUUUUUUAAGGCCUGAGCUUGCGAAGAUCGGGUUGUUACAGGUCCCGCUAGAGAGCCUAGAAAGAGAGGACAUAAAGCCGUGUGAGGUCACAAUGAAAGAUGGUGGGUUCGCCAUUAUUGAUGGCAGAACUGCGUUCAAAAUCGUUCAUGGAUAUACUAUUGUGAUUGGAUUUGCGGUAGAGGAAGAGCUCAAGUUUUGGGGAAAGAUGGGCUUCCCGAAAAAGACAGGGGUAAUGGAGAAGAUCAAGGGUAUGGAGAGCGAAAAGAUUGGCAUGAACGUUGAAUUCGUCGAAAAGAGAUCUAUGGAAGGUAGUAUUGCGAGCAGUACGCAACCUCACUAGCGAAUCAGCAUGAUCCUAUCAAAUCCGUAUCACAAUCUUUCAUAGGAGUCCGAUUCAAACACCCCUCAUUGACGGCAACAACCUCCGCGAAAGGGACCGUGCUAUUGAACAGAAAAGGAAUUUGUUCACUCGCGUUCGUCGCAUACUGAUCUCCAGUCUCACCGUCAUCGUUCCAGUCUACUGGGUAAUCAGCUAAUAGAGUUGCUCGAGGAUACCAUCGCUGAACGUUUGGCGCAAAGUUGUUCGGCAACUGGCUGUUUCUGAAGGGAGAUGGGUCUUUAUAUCCAUUCCAUGGAUUGAUCUC
Messenger RNA from Westerdykella ornata, 1072 nucleotides. RefSeq lists its product as uncharacterized. The transcript is spliced from 3 exons. Bases 40 to 768 code for a protein of 242 amino acids. NCBI's taxonomy places the organism in Eukaryota, Fungi, Ascomycota, Dothideomycetes, Pleosporales, Sporormiaceae. The record is from RefSeq and is a predicted model, not a curated record.